UUCUCAUAAGACCCCUUAUAUGUUUCAUCUUAAACAGAUUCAAUCUUGAUUUGGAGGAUCAUUUGUAUCUAUGGGGGAAGCUCCAGGUCUUUUUGAAGAUCAUAUCGAUGGGUUUCAUUUAAGAUAUGAAGGCAGUGAAACAUCAAUCGACAUCUGCAGCAACAAAAAAUGUGUUAUUGGUGGGAUGGAAAAUGAAUCAAAUUCAACCAUUGGAGUCCAGAUUUUUGACAAAUCUACGGGUGAAUGGAUGAUCCCCGUUGUGUUGGGAAUAAAACCUGGGCCAUCGAAGGGACACUCAGCUGUUCUUAUAGAUGAAGAUCGAAUUUUGGUCGUCAAAGGGGACUCAGCUUCUGAUGCUUGCUUUUGGUUUCUUGAGGUGAACACUGCUUUUGUUAGAGAACAGAAAAAAAGAUUGGGGACCGAAACGGUUGCUUGGAGUAGAGGAGUUAUCGGUGAAGCUGAAAAACUGAUUGUCAUAAGUGGUCCUUCUGGAGUGGGUAAGGGUACUCUAAUUUCCAAACUGACGGAAGAAUUUCCAUCCAUGUUUGGAUUUUCAGUGAGCCACACGACCCGUGCUCCGAGAACCAAUGAACAGAAUGGGGUUCAUUACCAUUUCACCGAACGUAGUGUCAUGGAGAAAGAUAUAGAGGAUGGAAAGUUCCUUGAGUUCACCUCUGUUCAUGGAAAUCUCUAUGGAACCAGUGUAGAAGCUGUAGAGGUGGUUGUGGAUAAAGGAAAGAGAUGUAUCCUUGAUAUCGCCGUUCAAGGUGCAAGGUCUAUUAGGGCUAGUUCUCUUGAAGCCAUUUUUAUCUUUAUCCGUCCUCCUUCAUUUGAGGAGCUCGAGAAGCGCCUUCGUGCAAGGGGGACAGAAACAGAAGAACAGAUCCAAAAGCGACUCGGAAAUGCCAGGACAGAGCUUGAUCAAGCAAACUCACCUGGUCUGUUCGAUCAUAUCUUGGUCAAUGACGACCUUGAGACUUGUUAUGAGAAUCUUAAGAAACUUUUAGGCCUAAACGAGGAUGGCAAGACUACUACUCGUAAAUCAAAAUUAUUUGACGUUCCUUUGAAGCAUUCAAUCUUGAAAAUUGAUCAGAAGAUACUGAUAAAAUGUGGCACUGCAGAAGGACAGAACUCAUUUAGAAACAUGUUUAUUCUGGAUUUAUCUUCAAUGAGAGGUGGUGCUCCAGGUCGAACUAGCGGACUGAAAGUGUACUCCGUCGACCCAUCCACGAAUGGCAUAAAUGUGCUCAAGACAUUGCUUUUGCUUGUCUUCAUGUGCCUGUAUUGCUACAUUUGUUUUGCAAAUUAUUGGUAGUGUUUACUUAAUAUUAUUAUUAUUA
Molecule: messenger RNA, 1340 nt
Organism: Olea europaea var. sylvestris
Lineage: Eukaryota; Viridiplantae; Streptophyta; Magnoliopsida; Lamiales; Oleaceae
Product: guanylate kinase 2-like
Exons: 10
Coding region: 71-1315 (414 amino acids)
Biological process (GO): purine nucleotide metabolic process
Cellular component (GO): cytosol
Molecular function (GO): GMP kinase activity; protein binding
Source: RefSeq, a predicted model, not a curated record